AGAGGAGUUCUCCUCCAAAUGGCGGAAACGACGCCUACCAAAUCACAUUCUGCAACUGGAAGGUAAGCAUCCAAACUUCAUUGAGAAGGCUAAGGAAAAGAUUGACAAGGUAAUCCACUCCCCAAAGCAUACCAAGGAAACGCAUGGAACAAGCGAUGACAUUGAUGAGAAGACAGACAUUGAUGAAGUGAGAGGGCCAGGAGUGUUUCAGAGGGCCAAGGAAGAAAUCGAGGCCCUCGUCGAGACAAUUCAUCACAAGAAGGAAAAGGCAGGAAACCACUCCCAACUCACACCAAGGAAACUCAUGGAACGAGCGAUGACAUUGAUGAGAAGACCUCCAUUGAUGAAGUGAGAGGGCCAGGAGUAUUUCAGAGGGCCAAGGAAGAAAUUGAGGCCCUCGUCGAGACGAUUCAUCACAAG
This is a messenger RNA of Linum tenue, 420 nucleotides long. The record is from the annotation of a GenBank genome assembly. NCBI's taxonomy places the organism in Eukaryota, Viridiplantae, Streptophyta, Magnoliopsida, Malpighiales, Linaceae.